AGUCGCUGGGGUAUAUACUCGUUGUUGGAUUUGACAGAGAGAAAUAAUAUUGACAGAGAGAAAUAAUAUGAAGACCCAACAUAUCUCUCACUACUCUAACCCAGCUUCGACCUAUUUGAAUUCCAAUAAAAUACGUGGAAUAAGUAAAAGACAUCGAACUCAUUUUACCAGUAUUCAAGUUGAAAAGUUAGAAGAGAUAUUUACUGCCAAUCAGAAUCCAUACCGAGACUUAAUCGUUCACUUGUCAACAUCUUUAAAUCUUACACAUAAAAAUAUCCUGAUAUGGUUUAAGAAUCGUAGAGCCAAAGAAAAACGACAAAAUAAAAUCACCAGAUCUGACGAAGAGGUCACACAAGAGGUGCCAGAAAAAAAUGUUAAAAAUCACAAAUCAACUGUUUCUAAAGAAGCACCAGAUACCUAUAUACUAGAACCUCCUAAAGUUGAUAGAUCUGAGAAAUCACCAAGCCAAGUAUAUGAAGCACCGACCAUAAGUACAUUCAAAGACACGUUUUAUCACCAAGAUCUAAUCCCCAAAAGUGAUUCAUAUUUUCCUGUAUCUGAACACUAUAAUAUUCCUUCUGUGUGUUACAAUCAACAAUAUCUUUAUCCACCAUCUUAUAACCCUCAUUAUAGAUCACCUUAUAUUGAUUAUGGUUAUCCAUCUGAUAGUGGAAGAAUUGACUAUUCUUAUAACGAUGCCCCCAUUUAUCCUUCACCAUAUUAUCCACCAGCACCAUAUUCAUUUCAACCCAAACCUGAUAACAUUGCUGAUCUUGAUCCCAAACAAGAUGCUACAUCCACCGACUCUAAUAAUUCCAAUCCAAAUCCUAAUGAGUCUGUUACAAAUCCGGGUGAGUCUAUUAAAAACGAAGUUGCACCUUCGUCUAUUGAUUCGAGCCGAAAUGAUACCACUUAUGCCACCAAUGAACUCAUAGAAUCCAAUAUAAUAGUAAAUCAGCCAAUUUGCCUUACUAAAACUGCGACUCCAAGUGUUAAUAGUCAGAUAUCGCUUUCCCAUUAUAAAUUUAAUUAUCUAUAACUGUAUAAUGUUAAAACUCAAGAACUCUCCUUCUGGAUACUAACAGAUAGUAUGAUAAGGUUUGGAAAACACCACAGAAAAAAACGCUCCUCUUGAACAAACAAAAUAUGGCAGUCACCUGGAUGAUAGAGUCUCUUAAUACACGUUUAGAAUCAAAAUGCGACUGCUUAUUCGCUUUAUUUUUAUAGACCCACAUUAAAUGUAUAUAUUGAACCUUAUUUAUUGUAUUUCUUUUAUUUUAUAUGAAAUAAAUCGUAUAAUUU
This is a messenger RNA of Lottia gigantea (owl limpet), 1302 nucleotides long. RefSeq lists its product as hypothetical. Gene Ontology annotation, molecular function: DNA binding. The record is from RefSeq and is a predicted model, not a curated record. The transcript has 2 exons. Bases 68 to 1039 code for a protein of 323 amino acids. Lineage: Eukaryota; Metazoa; Mollusca; Gastropoda; Lottiidae.